This is a messenger RNA of Cylicostephanus goldi, 450 nucleotides long. NCBI's taxonomy places the organism in Eukaryota, Metazoa, Nematoda, Chromadorea, Rhabditida, Strongylidae. The record is from the annotation of a GenBank genome assembly.
GUAAAUGUGCGUGUGUCCAAAUAUGGCGUAUGGAUCAGUAGAGAUGUGGACUCGGCUACAGUUGAUCGAAUACCUCUUGUGAAUAUCGUGUUUUCUGUGGCUUACAAUGACGGUGAUAACAGAUUCAACGUGGCAAUGAUAGUGAAAGCUCGUCAGUAUGAACCUGAGUACAAGUGCUACGUAUUCCAAUGUCGCUCCAUGCGAGAAGCAGACGAGUUUCUGAGGAAAAUCGACCAGCUGUUCAAUUCAAUGGUAUGGUAUAAAUCUAUUCGGCCUGUGGUGCUGGCCGCUUCUGCACUAGCCUAUGGUGCCAACAAAGCAGCAUUAUUCGACGAUGGAGGCAAGAAUGAACGACGUCCCUACGAUGCAGUGCUUACCAUGGAAGAGAAAAGAAAGAAAGCAAAACAAGCGAUAAAACGACAAAUGGUGAAUUUUUGUUUGGUUGUCUAG